Messenger RNA from Salarias fasciatus (jewelled blenny), 738 nucleotides. RefSeq names its product cytochrome c oxidase subunit 7A2a (gene cox7a2a). Lineage: Eukaryota; Metazoa; Chordata; Actinopteri; Blenniiformes; Blenniidae. Bases 94 to 345 code for a protein of 83 amino acids. Gene Ontology annotation, cellular component: respiratory chain complex IV. The record is from RefSeq and is a predicted model, not a curated record. The transcript has 4 exons. Gene Ontology annotation, biological process: mitochondrial electron transport, cytochrome c to oxygen; regulation of oxidative phosphorylation; mitochondrial respirasome assembly.
GUGCCGCAGUGGAUUGUGGGACGCCAGUAAGCCAGUGCCCGUCCUUGUGGUGUGACUGUAACUUUUUACCUCAGCACAACAAAGUUUACCGACAUGUACCGGCAGCUUAAGAGUCUCCAGCAGCUGUCCAGGCGGACCAUCAGCAGCAGCGUCCGCAGGCAGCUUGAUAAUACUGUAAAGCAAAAGCAAAAACUGUUCCAGGAGGAUAACGGGAUGCCCAUCCAUCUAAAGGGCGGGUCGAAGGACGCUCUGCUCUACAGAGCCACCAUGGUUCUCACCGUGUUCGGCAGCGGAUACGUGGUGUACGAGCUGUUCAGCGCCGCCAUGCCCAAGAAGCCGCAGUGACCCAGGACGGCCGUGCUGGACGUUAUCGCCGGAUAAAGAUGCCGACGCCGCGUGUGGAGCGUCACCUCUCUGUUGUGCAGACUACAGUGUCAAUAUUAGGAGGUUUCAUGUUUGAAAUCAGCACUUAUUGAUGGUAUAAAUCAUGGACUGCAAAUUCUAUUGAAAAGAUUAAAUAUGUUCUACUUGUAACAAGGCUCUAGAUUCAAUGCGUGUCUGUGACAAUGUUGAGGGAAUUAUGUAUUUUGAAUUGUGAAGUACAGGUGCAUUUCAAAAAUGUUGAAUCCCAUCGCAAAGUGCAUUAAUUUCUACACUCUUUAGACAUAUUUAGUUGAGGUUAUUAUGAUCUCCAGAUUAAACACAAAAAAGGCAAAUGUCCUGACGUGCUGUGUUUUU